CUUCAAAGUUCAAAAUCUUCAAAUCACAAAGCACAUCACCCAACAAUAUUCCAACCAUUUUGAUUUCUUUACCCCUCAAAAAUCGAACGUUAGAAGACAAACAACAAACAAUUUGAGGUUGUCCCCACACCAAACUCUCCUCUUUAAUUACUUCUUCAAUCUCACACUCUUCUUCUACUAUUACUCACACAGUCACACUCAUUUUUCUCUGUUUUUUCUCAACUCAAUUUUUUUUUCCAACUUUUAUCCAGUAAAAGAAACAUUAUUUCUUCUUCUAUCAACAUCAAAUCAACAACCCACAUUUUUUUUUCGAUAAUUAAGGUCAAAAAACCUUAAAGGGUUGAUUUUUUUUUUGAAAAAAAAACUGGGGUUUAUAUUAGUUAAAAUGGGAGAUGAAGAAACCCUAGGAAAUGGGAAAUUGAGGGGAGAAAUUGACACGUCAGCGCCAUUUGAGUCAGUUAAGGAAGCUGUUUCUAAGUUUGGUGGGGUUGGAUAUUGGAAGCCUGUUUCAACUUCACAUAAAUAUACUCAUUCUAAUCUUGUGCCAUGUGAUGUUGAAGAGAUCGAUGUGGCAAAACUGGAAGAACAGGCUGCAGAAUUGGAGAAAGAGCUCAUUUUGAAAGAAAAGGACACAUUCGAGGUUCUAAAAGAACUUGAAGCAACGAAGAGGAUUGUUGAGCAACUCAAGUCAAAGCUACACAAAGAAGAAUCUGAUGCCAAGGCAAAUAUUCAUGCUGGUGAGAAGCCAUCUGUUGCGAAAGAAGAGGAGGAAGAAAAGGAGAAUAACCCUAAUCUCUCAGUUCAGAAUCUUUCAGGAGAUCCAAACCUUAUACCAUCUUCAGCCCCGGGAAUGAUAUUGAUGGAACUCAAACAGGCCAAGUUGAACCUUACCAGGACUACAGGUGACCUAGCUGAAAUACGAGCAUCAGUGGAAUCUUAUAACAAGAAGAUAGAGAGAGAAAGGCUGUCGUUGGAAAAAACCCGUGAAAGACUGAGAUCAAACACAUUGAAGAUGUCUUCUUUGGAGGAAGAGAUAAACCAAACAAAAUCGAGGUUAGAAGAAGCUAGUACUGGCAACGGUGGCAAGGACAUUACAGCUGAACUUCAGCGGUUGAACGAUGAGGCAGAGGAAUUCAAGAAAAAGGGAGAGACUGCAAAGUCUGAAGUCAUCAAAGUCAUGUCAGAGAUUGAACAGACAAAGACAAAGGUAAAGACAGCCGAGAUCAGAUUAAUUGCAGCUAGAAAAAUGAAGGAAGCAGCGAAUGCUGCAGAAGCAGUUGCUCUUGCAGAGAUCAAGGCUUUGGAGACCAGUGAGGGUUUGACAGUCAAGGAUAACCCUGAAAGCAUUACUCUUACCCUUGAAGAAUACUCUUCACUGAAAAGCAAAGCUCAAGAAGCCGAGCAAAGUUGUCAUGUGAAAGUCCUUGAGGCAGUGCUUCAAGUUGAUGAAGCAAAUGAAUCUAGAAUGGAUAUCAUGAAAAAGGUAGAAGAAGCUAUGGAAGAAGUGAAAACCUCAAAACAGGCAUUGGAAGAUGCUCUCAACAGAGUUGAAGCCGCCAAUACAGCUAAGCUUGCUGUUGAGGAGGCUCUAAGGAAGUGGAGAUCCGAGCAUGGAGAGAGAAGACGUUCCAUACAAAACUUGACUAAAUUCAAGAAUCCUUACCCUUCUAACCGAAGAAGAGAUUCUUUGGUGCUUGAUGUGAAUGGUGUUAGUAUAGUAAGUGAUGCAAAAGCCCCGGUGUUAAAGUCAACGUUGUCAAUUGGUCAAAUACUUAGCCAGAAGUUGUUCAUAACUGAAGAGUUUGAAUCAGGGAAAAGCAAUAAUGUGAAACGCAAGAUUUCAUUGGGUCAGAUGCUCGGGAAACAGACUGCUGGCAUAUCUUCUGCCUGGAAGGUCGAGAGUGAUUGUGGUGGUCCUCAAAAGAUGCCUGCUAAACGAAAGAAGCUUGGGUUUGGUCGGUUUUCUGUCCUCUUGCCGAAGCAAAGCAAGAAAAAGAAGAAGCCCACUUCUGCUGCAAGGUAAAGAAAGGCAAUGGAAGAGUAUGAUUUGGUAUGGCUGACUGUUAGUUCAUAACAUGAUUGGAUUAUUUUGUUGACAACCUGUUUAUUGUACUGUAAAUCUAGUUGUCUGGAUUUAGCAUGUAGUCUAAUGACCAUGUAUCGGCUCGGCAGCUUCCCUGCUUUGUAAUAUAUAGCUGAGCUUAUCUUAUGUUUAGAUUAUGGUUCUUUUUUAACAGAUAUCAUAUGUAGUUCUAAAUCCUAUUUUGGGAUGUUCAAUGAAGGAGUGUGGUUAUGGUAA
Messenger RNA from Beta vulgaris subsp. vulgaris (sugar beet), 2299 nucleotides. Its product is annotated as WEB family protein At2g38370. The transcript is spliced from 2 exons. NCBI's taxonomy places the organism in Eukaryota, Viridiplantae, Streptophyta, Magnoliopsida, Caryophyllales, Amaranthaceae. The record is from RefSeq and is a predicted model, not a curated record. The coding region runs from base 386 to 2023 and encodes 545 amino acids.